GAAAAAACUUUGACAAUUUUGUAUUGAUUAAGUGGCGGAAGCAGCCAACUAUGAACAACCACAUCUAAACUAUGAAAACUUCAACAUUUCUCACCCAAUUUUCAAACCCUUUUUCUGAUCUCAAUCUCUCCGUUUUCCCUUCUCAAAUUCUCUCAUUUUCAUGCCUCAAUCCCCAAUCUUCUCUUUCCCCCUCUCUAUAGGUUUAUAGCCUAAACCCCCAAUUAACAAUAAACAAAAUGAAUCACCACCAGAAACUUGCCUAUUACUUCAUCUUGGCACUCUGUUCUUCCUCUUUCAUCGCUCUUCUCUCUGUUCUCCUCUUCUUCAUUUGCAGAAACCACCCCCAUCGUCAACUCCCCGACGAAUCCCCGCCGCCGGUGAAGCCCUCUGCCCGACCCCACACACUAAUCGACAUCUACACCGCCACCGAAGGUUUCAACCACCGCCGCGUCAUCGGUGAAGGCCGAUUAGGCACAGUUUACGCCGCCUUGUCGGAAACAGGGGAGCUCAUCGCCGUCAAAAGAAUCUACCCAUGGUUAGUUCUAAGCAACAAUAAUGCCGGAAUUGGCUUCUCUUCAGUAAUCAAAUCCCUCUCUUCCGCCCAACACCCAAAUCUCGUCUCCAUCACCGGCUACUCAGAAGCCCCCGGCGAACGAAUCAUCGUGAUGGAAUACGCCGGCGUCGUGAAUUUAGACAUGUACUUACACCAAAACCCAGAUGGGGCAUUUCUAUUAAAUUGGAAACAUCGUGUAAAAAUCGCAGCAGGGGCAGCCAGAGGACUUCAAUACCUACACGAAUCAAUGGCGCCGAGCGUAAUCCAUGGGUGCGUGAAGCCAUCAAACAUACUAAUCGACGCGGAAUUCAUCCCGAAACUGAGCGAUUACGGGCUGAAUUACUUAGCGGCGAGAGAGAAAAGGGGGUUGGUGGGUUAUGUAGACGAUGAGUACUGGCAGGGGAAGGGCGGGCAGGGGAGUUGCAAGGAGAACGAUGUGUACGGAUAUGGGGUUGUGUUGUUGGAGCUUUUGAGUGGAAGGGGUUGCGAAGAAGGGUGGUUGGUGAAAUGGGCGCUGCCAUUGAUAAAGGAGAUGAGAUUCAGUGAAGUUUUGGAUCCGAGAAUUGAGUAUCCUUCAGAUUUGAAGCCAUUCAUGAGAAUGGGGAAGGUUGCUUUGGCUUGUGUCGGGAAUUGUAGAAAGAGCAGGCCCGCGAUUGGUCAAGUGGUUGCCAUUUUGAACAAUUUAGAAACUCAGGUAAUUUGUUUUAAAUAAUUAAAAUACAUGGAU
Benincasa hispida (wax gourd) is the source of this 1280-nucleotide messenger RNA. Its product is annotated as Protein kinase superfamily protein. Gene Ontology annotation, biological process: protein phosphorylation. Gene Ontology annotation, cellular component: plasma membrane. Lineage: Eukaryota; Viridiplantae; Streptophyta; Magnoliopsida; Cucurbitales; Cucurbitaceae. Gene Ontology annotation, molecular function: protein kinase activity; ATP binding. The record is from RefSeq and is a predicted model, not a curated record.